Alternaria novae-zelandiae is the source of this 993-nucleotide messenger RNA. RefSeq lists its product as uncharacterized. Bases 1 to 993 code for a protein of 330 amino acids. The transcript has a single exon. NCBI's taxonomy places the organism in Eukaryota, Fungi, Ascomycota, Dothideomycetes, Pleosporales, Pleosporaceae. The record is from RefSeq and is a predicted model, not a curated record.
AUGGAAACAACGCCAUUGGCCUGCGCCCAAUUCAUACGCCGCUGCUUGAAGCCGUGUACCGAGCGCAACCCACCACAAGAAGCCCACUGUCCGAUAUGCACAGAAGAAUACGAUCGCAGCACUCACAAAGCAAUACGCGUCGUUAUCCAGUCACCCGCCCAGUGCAACCACGAGUUCUGUCAAGCCUGCCUCGAGAAGAUCUUCGCCCGUCGCAAGACCCAAGACAACACCAACCUCUGUCCGCUGUGUCGCGCCGUAUGGUUCAAAGCCGAAUACGAAAGCCUUUCGGCGCGCAGUCGGCGUUUGACAGAAGAGGCCACAGAGGUUCUUAGAGCUGGCAACUCCGCGCCUUCCCUCUUCGCGGGCGUGCCCGAAGGCCCUGCGGGCGAAACCAUGUCAGAUUCUACUAGGAGAGAUACGGAUCCAGUGCCACAGCCUAUGCGUACACCCCGACCGUAUGCGCGAGCCCGUCAGCCCCGUCCGUCUACGACUGAGUCAUCUGCUGGAUCCAGAGACACUCGCUACAGCGGAGACUGGCGCACUGAGCCUGUCUUCACACAUCGUGAGUUCCACGCUGCACUCGCCGCAGGACAAGCAGCAGCCGGACAACCAGAGCCACCAGCUACAACUUCAGUACCUCACACAUCCUCUCAUCCCCCUCGUUCAACCCCCCAACCAUUCCAGUUCGGCCAGCAACCCACCCCAUACUCAGCGCUUCCACAGAGAGCACAAUUCAACUAUCCCCCGGACGAUUCAAACUCCACAAACUCCACACGCCAAGGCGAACAGAACAGAGCAGCGCCACCACAAGCUUUCCAGUCGCUCGAGUUCCAACGGCGUUCAGCCGACCUGGAUGCUCGCGAAGCCCGUCUGACGCGACGUGAAGGGGAGCUGAGAAGGAUGCGUCAAGCGUUGGAGCGGCGGGAGCAGGAUUUUAAUGUUUUUUGUGAGAGAGGUAGACAGCUUUUUCGUGGAAGGGAUGGGGGGGUUUGA